This is a messenger RNA of Micropterus salmoides (largemouth bass), 1168 nucleotides long. RefSeq names its product Fas (tnfrsf6)-associated via death domain (gene fadd). Lineage: Eukaryota; Metazoa; Chordata; Actinopteri; Centrarchiformes; Centrarchidae. The transcript is spliced from 2 exons. The record is from RefSeq and is a predicted model, not a curated record. Gene Ontology annotation, biological process: regulation of apoptotic process; signal transduction. Gene Ontology annotation, molecular function: protein binding. The coding region runs from base 194 to 775 and encodes 193 amino acids.
ACCUGAAAAGAAAAGGAGAGAGAACAGGCCGUCACAUGAGAUCCUCCCUUGACUUUACAAAAGUACUUACUUUGGAGGAUCGGUCUCUCAGCUCAGACCUUUCCCCGCCGAGUUCGUCACGCGGAAGUGAAAGUAAAACUGAAGUAGCCUGUCACAUCGGUGUGUCAGUGGAGGUGCCGUCUGUGUCUUAGACAUGAGCUCUCUACAGUUUAACGGCGUUUUACUGGACCUUUCUAAUGAGCUGUCAAGUAAGCAGCUGGAAGAUAUGAAGUUUCUGUGUGUUCCAGACAUCAUCCGGAAAAGAGACCUGGAAAUUCUCACCACUGGACGCCAGCUGUUUCAGGUUCUGACGGAGAGAGGCAAGCUGGCAGCCGACAACACGGGCUUCCUGUCCGGGCUUCUCCAAAAAAUUGGACGACAAGAUCUCUCAGACAAAUUAAACAAUUUUGAAAGGCUGUAUGAAGACACCAACAACCAACCGGACGAGGCGGAGAGAGCAAGACUGGACAUCGCUACAGAGGUGAUUGCAGAGAAUCUGGGAAGAAAUUGGCGUAAACUGGGCCGCAAACUGGGUUUGAGUGAGGUUAAGCUGGAGUCGAUCUCCAAGAGGCAUCCCACAGAGCUGGAGGAAACAGCGUUGGAGCUGCUGAAGGAGUGGAGGAAGAGUCGAGGAGCCGAGGCCCGAACAGAUGAGCUGAUAGAAGGCCUGAGAGCCUGCCAGUACAACCUGACUGCUGAUAAAGUGGUGGACAGACUUAAACCCCUUGGAUCUUGAUGGACUGAGAUUACCUUAGAGAAUGAAAAUGAAUGAUGUGAUUUAAAUAAAUCAGAUUUCAAGAAAGUAAUAUGCAAAUACAUGGAAUUAUGCAAAAAUAAUCUCUUUCUGUGACUAAGUCAACUUCCUGAAUGUCAAUAAACAUGCACCUGAGAGAGACGUGUGUUUAAAGGACUAAGCCGUGCUUGUUUCAGUAUGACACCUUUCUGUUCAGUGUCAGCUGAUAUCGGUCAUGUUUUAUCUGAAGAUGACAAGAAAGAACUGGUGGUGGUGAUGGAGAAAUCUUUUAUUUACAUUAUAUUCUGAUGCAAGGGACCUCAAGCCAUCAAACUGAUUACAUGUAUGGUUGAUUUUUGUUUGUGAUAUGAAAAUAAAAUCAGAUGGUAUUUGAAA